Molecule: messenger RNA, 2160 nt
Organism: Leptinotarsa decemlineata (Colorado potato beetle)
Lineage: Eukaryota; Metazoa; Arthropoda; Insecta; Coleoptera; Chrysomelidae
Gene: Ey
Product: eyeless
Biological process (GO): regulation of transcription by RNA polymerase II; anatomical structure development
Molecular function (GO): DNA-binding transcription factor activity, RNA polymerase II-specific; RNA polymerase II cis-regulatory region sequence-specific DNA binding
Source: RefSeq, a predicted model, not a curated record
AUGGGUCAUUUACGUGAUGAUAAACUGGACGGCAUCCAUUCCGAUGAAACGAAUUCCGGAGAUAACUCGAAUGCUGGCUCGAGUAUAGGGCCUGACGAUGAUCAAGCUAGGCUGCGCCUCAAGCGGAAACUCCAAAGAAACCGAACGUCUUUCACGAACGACCAAAUCGAUAGUUUAGAAAAAGAAUUCGAACGUACUCAUUACCCAGACGUCUUCGCCAGAGAAAGACUAGCGGCAAAAAUAGGAUUACCCGAAGCACGAAUUCAAGUAUGGUUUUCGAACAGAAGAGCGAAAUGGAGGCGAGAGGAAAAAUUAAGAAAUCAACGGAGAGGGGCUCCCGCUCCGGCAGAACAUCCGGGACCUGCUUCAUCGCCACCUAGGCUGCAGAGCUUUAACAACACCUCCAUGUAUUCGCCGAUCGCGCCGCCAAUGUCUAUUGCUGAUACGUACAGCUCGAUGUCGGGCAUGUCAGGUUUCACCCACGGCGGUCUCACUUCUAGCAUGGGUCCGUCACCGGGCGCUUGUCUGCAGCAGAGGGAGAGCCCGACGAUGGGGAGUGCAAUGGGGGGAUACUGCAUGGGUCGACCACCCAGUUACGACCUCGGGAUAGGUUACGGGUCGAGACCGUCUCCUUGUAGCCCUUCGCAACCAUAUCAAAUGAACGGACACCAGUACAAUACUAAUGGAUCGUCUUCGACAGGAUUGAUAUCGCCUGGUGUGUCUGUGCCAAUAGCUGUACCAGGACAAACAGACAUGGCUUCCCAUCAAACAUACUGGCCCCGAAUACAGUGACCAUGGUGGAACUAAACCAAUAUGUUACUGAAAAUUGGCUGUUUUCAUUACCUUCAAUUUGCUGCGUACACCUCGAGCUUUUACCAUAUUUUUGUAAUUUUCCGUUUAUCCGUACUCUAUAUACAUGUGCAAAUUGGAAAAAGUGAGGUGGUUGGUGAAAAGAACCAACACAGAAGUUUGUAACAUAUUUAUUGAUGAAAACAAACAUGAUUGUACAGUGAAAAAACAGAGAGCACAUUUCAGUUCAAAUUUGGCCCUGUAGUUCAUAAAGUCGAGAGUCGAACUUUAAGAAAUGCUCCUUUGAAAAUUAUUUUUUGGCUCAUUAUGGGGUAAAGAUUAAAUAAAGGAACACAGAAAGGAAUGGGAAUGAAGGAAGAUAGUAGACGGAGAGAAUGAGAGGAAAUAAAGAGGAGGAAGAAUAGGAAAGAUGUGAGCAGAAAGAUACGACAGAGAGAGAUAGAGAGAGAACUGGAAAAGAUAUAAAAAUUGAUAUGAAAGUAGAGAGAAAGGAAAAUGCACCAAAAUCACAAACUGAGAGGUGGAAAAAUUAAAAUAGUUAAAAUAAAGCUAGUUGAAUUAGAUAUGAAGUAAAAAAACAGUGGAAAAAUGAAAAACACGUUGGAAAGAUAGAGAAAAUGGAAGAAAAUUAGUUUUAAAUCGAAGACUGUUGAAUUGAUGAAAGAGUGAAGCAGGUUCGAGUAAGAAAAAACGUAUUGACAAGGGAAUGGUUGAGAAUAUAAGAGUAAAAGAGGAGGUAGAAACCUGAGAUAGAAUCCGAGAAUGAAUAAACAUGUGAAAGGGUAAAAAUAAAAAACAAGAAUAUAUAUAGAAGACAAAAAUAAGAUAUGAGAACAGAAGGUGAAAGAGAGUGAUUGAAGAGUGAAUGACGGGGAAAGAAAAACCGUAAAGUAUCAACAACAAAAUGUUAACAAACAGUAAACGAAUGAUUUCCCGUUGAACAGAUUGUGAACAUUUCUUGAAUUAUGGAGCAUGUAUAGAAAAAAAAUUAAUCUUGGCCCGAGGUGCAAUAUUAAGGAUUUUCAGUCUUGUACGACAAAGGAAUAACGAAAUUCAAAACCAAUUUAAUACACAAUUGGAAAUGAUAUCGCUGAAAAUUUCCUCAGCAAAUGUCCAAUAAUACUUUUAAGAGUUUUGAAAGAAAUGAAAUGUAAAUCCCUGAAUUUUCAUGAAUGUCAUUUGAAGUAUUAUUUAUCGUUAUCCCUCACCAUUUUCAACCUGUUUUUGUGUGGACAUAUCCCAGAUAUCAGUCUUGUUAACCUCGUCAGAGGUAAAUGAAUCUUUGUGCAUGUGAUUUUUACAAACAUUUUUAAAUUGUGAGAAAUAGUUUUAGCAAUUCCUACCUUAUUU